Molecule: messenger RNA, 1147 nt
Organism: Hibiscus syriacus
Lineage: Eukaryota; Viridiplantae; Streptophyta; Magnoliopsida; Malvales; Malvaceae
Exons: 7
Coding region: 7-1011 (334 amino acids)
Cellular component (GO): mitochondrion
Molecular function (GO): protein-containing complex binding
Source: RefSeq, a predicted model, not a curated record
ACGUGUAUGUACACUGCUCAACGGCCAAUUUCACCUUUGUUUCCGCACUUGUCGGCAAUAUAUUUUCUUGGAGAUUAUCGUCGUUUCCCUCCUUCCUCUACCGGCAACAUGACAUCGUUUCGAGCUUUUCUUACCGUCGCAGCUCCGCCUCUCUCUUCUUUCAGCACCACCGCUUCCUUUCCAACUCGCCCCAACACAUUUCCUCAACGCCGGUUGUGCAAGUUAGGUGUGAAAUGUAGCUAUGCAGAAGCAGGAAUCAGUGAUGACUCAAGAUCAGAUACAAUAGAUGUUGUUGCUGACAUCAAGAACGAAAGGAUUGUAGUGUUAGGAGGAAGUGGUUUUGUUGGUUCUGCAAUAUGUAAGGCUGCUGUAUCCAAGGGCAUAGAAGUUACAAGUCUAAGCAGGUCGGGGCGUCCUACUUACUCUUGCUCAUGGGUGAAUCAAGUUAAUUGGAUUCCAGGAGAUGUUUUCUAUGCUAACUGGAAUGAAGUACUUGUUGGAGCUACAGCUGUGGUUUCGACUCUUGGAGGGUUUGGCAGUGAGGAGCAAAUGAAACGAAUUAAUGGAGAAGCCAAUGCUAUGGCUGUAAAUGCUGCAAAGGAUUUUGGGAUUCCGAAAUUUAUCUUAAUCUCGGUCCAUGAUUACAACCUACCGUCGUUUUUACUGUCAUCUGGAUACUUCACAGGAAAGAGGAAAGCAGAAUCAGAAGUACUAUCAAAAUAUCCAAACUCCGGUGUUGUCCUAAGACCAGGAUUUAUAUAUGGAAAGAGGAGAGUGGAUGGUUUUGAGCUUCCACUUGAUCUGGUUGGGGAACCACUGGAAAAGAUUCUGAGUGCUGUCGAGAACUUUACCAAGCCUUUAAGUUCUCUUCCGGCAUCUGAUUUGAUCUUGGCUCCGCCAGUUUGCGUCGAUGAUGUUGCAUAUGCAGUCAUCAAUGCCAUAAGAGACGAUGUCUUUGGCGUUUUCACCAUUGAACAAAUCAAAGAAGCAGCAGAAAAAGUGAAAGUCUGAAUCACUUGAUCUGAUCAUGAAUAAUGAGUAAAUGCGAAGUUCAACUGUUGUACAGUGGUUAAAAAAUUACCCAUGAAUAGUGUCGAAGCAGAGAACAUAUGUAUUAUCGAGUUGAGGCCCCAUCUUUUACAAAAGA